Molecule: messenger RNA, 1223 nt
Organism: Suricata suricatta (meerkat)
Lineage: Eukaryota; Metazoa; Chordata; Mammalia; Carnivora; Herpestidae
Gene: EFNA4
Product: ephrin A4
Exons: 4
Coding region: 56-670 (204 amino acids)
Biological process (GO): ephrin receptor signaling pathway; axon guidance
Cellular component (GO): plasma membrane
Molecular function (GO): ephrin receptor binding
Source: RefSeq, a predicted model, not a curated record
GGCAGCGAAGCGGGCCGGGACCGGCCGGACCAGACCAGAGCGGAGCCCGGGGGCGAUGCGGCUGCUGCCCCUGCUGCGGGCUGUCCUCUGGGCCGCGCUCCUCAGCUCCCCGCUGCGAGGGGGCUCCGGCCUCCGCUACGCCGUCUACUGGAACUCCAGUAACCCCAGGCUGCUUGGAGGAGACGCAGUGGUGGAGCUGGGCCUCAACGAUUACCUAGACAUCUUCUGCCCGCACUAUGAAGGGCCCGCGCCCCCGGACGGCCCCGAAACAUUUGCCUUAUACAUGGUGGACCGGCCGGGCUAUGAGGCCUGCGAGGCCCAGGGGCCGGGCGCCUUCAAGCGCUGGGAGUGUGCCCUCCCUUUCGCUCCCUUUGGCCCUGUUCGGUUCUCGGAAAAGAUUCAGCGCUUCACACCCUUCUCCCUUGGCUUCGAGUUCCUGCCUGGAGAAACCUACUACUACAUCUCGGUGCCCACCCCGGAGAGUUCCGGCCGCUGCCUGAGGCUCCAGGUGUCUGUCUGCUGCAAGGAGAGGCGGUCGGAGUCAGCCCAUCCUGUGGGAAGCCCUGGAGAGAGCGGCACUUCCGGGUGGCAAGGGGGAGGAGCGCCCAGCCCCCUCUGUCUCUUGCUGCUGUUGCUGCUCCCAGUUUUGCGUCUGCUUCGAGUUCUCUGAGCCACGUGGACCCCCGCCACGCCGGGAGCGAGAGCCCUCGCACGUCUCCCCGGAGGAGGGGCCCCGAGCGUCAAGCCAGCCAGGCCGUCGGAAGAGUGCUGGGAGAGGUCGGAGGGUCCGAGGCGACCUUCCAGGGGCUGGCCCCUCAUCACCGGCUGGAGAGGCCCUGCAGGGAGCUGCACACAGCCCCCGCCCCCCGAGCCCAGGCAGGACACACAGCGGGGCCGGCUGCUGCUCAGAUGUCCUCAGCCCGGCCCCCGGCAGGACUGGGAUGUGGUGGGAUGGAAUCCUUGAGCCUGUUGGGCGCCAAGACCGAAGACCUGGGGACGGGUGGCCUGCCAGACCAGGGCAAGGAAAAGGCCCAGGGCUGUGCCCGGCCUCCUGGGGACCGUGUCCCUGGGGCAGCACUCCCCCUCCCCAGGGGGCCACUUGCUUGUCUUCUAUGAAGACGGACUUGCCAUGAGGCUGGACGUCAUGCCAGUUUGUAUUUUUGUAAGUGUCUGGACCAAACCUUCAAUAAACCACCCCUUUUUUGUGGCUCUCCCCCCCCCCA